AUGUAUGUGUGCGAGUACCUCCCCAGACUAAACUGUGUUUCCACAGUAUUAGACUUCGAUGAAGAUGUGAAAAGCAUCACUCGCAUUGCUAUCAACAAUAAUAAUCUCCAGGUGGAGUCUUUGUUGGUCAAAUCUCUGCUCAAAUUGCCGGUGGAGUCCGAUGAGCUUACGCUCACAAGCUGCAAGAAAUCAGGACAUUCGUUAGUGCUAUCGUUCAAACUCAAGUCCUACCACCUGCACAACAACUUCAUGAGCCUCUUGGAAGUGCAACCGUGGUCGUGCAAAGACCUUCUUCGUACUCCCAAAAAUAACCUCAACCAGAAUAUGUUCAGGUUUCGGUGUGCUCACUGUGCCAGAGACGUGAUAAACUCCCACCAGUUUAAUAAGUUCAGUGACAUGCCGUCGGACUUGUGGGCUGAAAUGAUGGACUUCUGGCACUGCCACAAGCCGGUUUCUGGCAAGGAUUUCACCACCACCAAGAACUACAACGGGAACUUGAAACCUCUGCCUACCUCCAUCCUCAUUGGAAAUAACUACAUAUUGGUGAAUAACGAGAUAGAGGUUGUAGUACACCAGAACACGGUGAGGUGUGUCUGUGGAGGUAGAUUGGGCGAAGUGGAUGAAAACAAGAGCCUCAAGUUGUUCAAGUGGAAUCUUCAAUUAGCAUUUGCUGAUACUGUCGAGACCUACUCGCCGUACUUGUGCAUAUAUAAUCUUCUCCUAGAUAAGAUCAACUCGCAGGCAGUCAGAAAGGUCCUAGUUCACGACUACAUCGUGUGGAUCUUCAACAUCGGCAUCGACGUGGCUCUCGAAGGUAUCCACUUGGUGAAUGCCUCGAAGAUACUAUAUUGCAAAAAAGCUGAGCAAGACCACCGAAUUUUUGACGAUGAGAUAGUGGUGACGGAGACUGGAGUAUUUGAGGAUUUCAUACGUGAGUUGGAUACCAUCAACCAACUCGUACCACAAGAUAGCAGGACCCUUGCGGUCAAGGAGGAUAGCAGUGUCAUGAAUUAUAAAAUUAGUUAUUUGGGGUUAUAUAAGUAGGUUUACUUAUCUAAUAUAUCUUUAACGGCUGGGACGAUUUGUUUUCGGGAAGCUGCUAGGUUGGUCUGAUUCCACACUCUAACGGUGAUGGACUUGUUCAACUCGUCGAGUUUGGCUUCAAAACUUUCGACAUUGUAGACAUUUUUGUCGAGUGCUAAUGUAGAACAUCUUGGUUCAAGGGUACCAAGUUCUUCAAAUUGGCUGGUCUCGGGAUAUGCCACGAUAAACUCUCUUCUAUACUGGUUCUGUUUGUCGGUGUACGAGGGGGUGGCGAUGACCAUGUCCAAGUGGAAGAAAUCAAUGACAUUGUUGAGUCCACUCAAAAUCUCCUCAUUGGAGUAACUCUUGAACAACCAUUCGGCAGAUUUUCCUAUGGAGCUGAACCCGAUGUUGAUACCACCAAAUUUAAACUGUUUGUAGUCUUUUCUCAAUACCUGGUCGACCUUGAAGCCGUCCAAGUUCUUUUUAGCCCUUUUGAUGGUUUGGUGGUAAUUGGUGAAAUGCUCGUCGAAAGAUGCCAAAGUCACUUCCUGUUGCAAGACUUGCUUGUACAACUGCAACGCCACCCGGUCAUCUUCUUCCACCUUGUCCGACAUGUUGUUUGUGUCGAUCAACAACGGAGCAGUGAACAACUUGACGAUUUCACCCGAGUUCUGUUUGAAGACGUCAAGGUUUUCAAACUUGCUGCUCCAGUGGUUGAAUACAAGCGAAGAGCACGACCCACACGUCUUUAUAGUACGAGGGUUGGCAUCCAAGAAGACGUUCUCGUCCGCGUGGUGGUCAAUGAUACCUGUUACUUUGAUCUGGUGGUUGUGGAAGUAUUCAAUCAACGAUUCUCCUUGGAGAUUGCAAUGGUCUACCAACGUAAUCUCAGUCUGUGACCGAGAACCAGCGAUAUUCUUGAAGUCUUCGAUGAAGUAGAGCAAGUCCUCGGUGAUGGCGUUGGUUUCCAACACCAACUUUAUGUCUCUUCUGAGACUAAAGUCUUGUCUAGGGAUGUUGAUGAGGGGGAUGAACACAGUGGAGUCAUACUUAUAGUUCAAAUAUGAGUAGCCGAUGGCACUGAUGACCGAGUCAAGAUCAGCUGACUGGUUACCGGUAACGAACCGAAGAGGUUCCAACGACGAGCUGCCGAUAUGUUUCUUCACCACUUGUAAGAACGCUUUGACAGACAUAUAGAGUCGAUUU
Molecule: messenger RNA, 2232 nt
Organism: Yamadazyma tenuis ATCC 10573
Lineage: Eukaryota; Fungi; Ascomycota; Pichiomycetes; Serinales; Debaryomycetaceae
Product: putative polyadenylation protein
Biological process (GO): protein monoubiquitination; proteasome-mediated ubiquitin-dependent protein catabolic process; protein autoubiquitination
Cellular component (GO): cytosol; ubiquitin ligase complex; nucleus
Molecular function (GO): ubiquitin conjugating enzyme binding; cyclin binding; ubiquitin protein ligase activity
Source: RefSeq, a predicted model, not a curated record